CACCGACUUUGCCAAGAAAAAAUUAGUACGUUCUCGCUCCUUCUGCUUCCACUGUUUCGCACUCGAAAUGCUUCACAGUUAUUCUUUUUGUUUCUUCCCUCUCCAAAAUAAGCGAAUAAAGAGGAAGAAGAAGAAGAGGAGGGGGAAAAAUGGACGUUCCUCUCCUUCUCUGUGCCUCUUCUUCUUCUUCCCGAUUCGUCUGCUCUCCAUUCACCCAAAAUGCCCUUCUCUUCAAGAACCGUAACUUCCUCUGCAUUUUUCCAAGAUCUCGAUCGUUCAGAUUCUUGACGCCCCGUAACUCCUCCGCGACAUCGGAAUCGUCAGUGGGGAAGAACAUCAACAACCUGACGGUUUCUGGAAUCUUUGGCUGUGAUCGGCGGCUUUCCGGCAUCCAGAAGGUUGUGGAUGUCGUUCCUUCUUCCGGAAGAUAUGCAUUAUCGGCUCUUGUGGUUGUUGGAGCUCUAGCGGCCGGAUACGCCAUUGGACUCCGUAUUGGAGGAACGCGUGCUACCUCCAUCGGCGGUGCAGUCGCUCUGGGGCUUGUUGGUGGAGCAGCGGUGAUUACAUUGAAUUCCGCGGUGCCAGGUGCCGCGGUUGUGAGCUUGCAUAGUAAGAUCGCUGGUUGCGGUAAUUUAGAGGCGUUGAAGAGGGAGGAUAUCGAGCAGGUUGCGAGAAGGUAUGGAGUGAGUAGACGGAACAGGGCAUUCACUGCUGAGCUUUAUGAUUUAUACAGCAGGUUUGUGAUGUCUGUUCUUGGAACUGGGAGUGAGUCUCUCAAAGGCGAUGAGGUUGACAGGAUUAUCAAAUUCAAAUGUGCUUUGGGAAUUGAUAAUCCUGAUGCAGUUGAUGUUCAUAUGGAGUUAGGAAGGCACAUUUACGGGCAAAUACUGGAAACAGGGGAUCAUGAUGCAGACAUGGAACAUUACCUGUUGUUUCGGAAAUUGGUUUAUGUUUCAAGCCUAGUGUUUGGAGAAGGUUCAGUGUUUCUUUUGCCAUGGAAGCAGGUUCUCAAGGUUGCUGAUUCUCAGGUUGAAUUUCCUAUUCAAGAUGCUGAGAAAUUAUAUGCAGAGAAACUAAAAUUGAUCAGCCUAGAUGUCAGUGAGGAGCAGCUUCUUGAAGUGCGAACAACACAGGUCCAGUGUCAUCUUCCUGAUAAGAUUGCUGCUCAUUUGCUUAGGAAGCACAUCAGGAAACUUAUUGAAGAAAAAGUUGCGGCUGCCCUAGCUGUGGUGAAAUCCAGAUCAAGAAGCAAGGAGUUGAGUAUUAUUGAUCAUCUUGAGGCGGUCUUAUCAUUUAAUAGUUUGUUAAUAUCGUUGACCAGCCAUCCUGAAGUCAGCCGAUUCCCUCCUGGGAUUGCACCUUUUUCUUUGUCAGGUGGUAAACAUGAUGGUGAUGGAAAGGUGGAUGAUCUGAAGCUUCUUUAUCGAUCAUAUUUAAUGCAAGCUUUCUCUAAUGGGCAUAUUGAGCGUACUGCUUUGGACAAUUUGAAGGAUAUAUUUGGUUUAAGCAAAUCUGAAGCUGGAAGGAUUAUGCUUGAAAUUAGCUCUGUAUUCUACCUUAGACGGCUUUCAAAAGCAUUUUCUCAGGGAGAAUUGGAGAGAGCAACUAGCAAAGAAACUUUCCUUCAGAACUUGUGCAGUGAACUGCGUUUUGAUCCAGAGGAGGCUCAUAGACUCCAUAAAGAAAUAUAUCGGCAGAAGCUCCAGCUUGCUGUAGCUGAUGGUGCACUGUGUGAGGAGGAUGUUGCUUCUUUACUGCAGUUACAGGUUCUUUUGUGCAUUUCGCAGAAAACAGUGGAUGCAGCACAUUCAAAUAUAUGUGGCAGUGCAUUUGAGAAGGUUGUGAGAGAUGUGAUUACUUUAAGUAUUGAUGGAUCUGACAAUGACCUCAAAGCAGAAAUAAGGAAAGCUUCUCAGGGUUUGCGGUUAAGCAGGGACGCUUCGAUGGCCAUAGUCAACAAGACGGUGAGAAAAGCAUUUAUGAACUAUGUGAAGAAGUCCAGGGCAGCUGGCAGUGGUACCGAGGCAGUCAAAGAGCUGAAGAAGAUUGUUAUAUUAAACAAUAUAGUUGUGACAGAGCUAAUAUCUAGCUUAAGAGAAGAAUUUCCUUCUGAUUCACCAAGGUAUGAAGAAGAAACCAAAUCGCCUAGGAUGAAUGAGGAAGCUGAACGGGAGCCUCUUCAUAUGCAGAGAAAGGCGGGGUUCAACAAGAAGCUUCAAGCAAUGCUUGGAAAAACAAGUCAGGUAAAAAUUACGCUAGCGGCUGAUCUGUCAGAGAGGGAAAGAUGUGACUUGUACCGAACGUACUUAUUGCACUGCAUCUCUAGGGAGGCUGCUGUUGUACUGUUCGGCGCACAGAACAUUAUGAGGAAAGGGGACAUUGAAUAUUUUAUAUUGAAUCAACUAGGGCAGAUCUUAGGAUUGAGCAGUAAAGAAAUUGCUUCUAUUCACAAAAGCUCAGCUGAGAAAGCCAUCAGGGAUAAGGUAUGAGUGAUUCUAGCUGAUGGGCUAUUGACAAAUGAACGGAUUAAGCAACUAAUGAUGUUCAAAAGCAGAGUUAGCACAGAAUGUCAACAAGAUAUAGCAACAAUAAAGCAGCUGCGAUAGAAGCAAUUGCUAAACAGGGAACAAUUACUAUAAACUAUGAAGUAGCAAACUGAAAGAAGCAAACGUGGAUUUGCAAAGCAUGAUGUCAUCGAACUCGUGCAAAAGUCUAUUAAAAACUAGAUAUGAGGUUUUCUCCUUGGGGACUGGAGAAUUUGAUGGACAGGAGGUUAUCUAAAUGAUUCCAGCCAAUCUCUGCAUUGAUGCUGACACAUCAAGAAGAAUGGUGCUUGAACUUGUGAAGACCAGGCAAACAAACCUACUAAUUCAAGCUGUAUCCUCACCAAGUUGCAGUCUUAGAGGAAAGGGAACUGGCGUGGUUGGGGAAAAAGGACGACUUUGUAUUUAAGGCAAAUUAUCAAGCAAUAAUCAGCAUUUGCUUUUCCAGCUUAAAUUGAAAAAAUAAAAAUUCCUCUACAUGUCAGACAGCUUAUAUGAAUUUUUAAUGGAAAAGGUUGCUUGUUACUGUCUUCAA
Nymphaea colorata (pocket water lily) is the source of this 3078-nucleotide messenger RNA. RefSeq names its product protein TIC110, chloroplastic. The coding region runs from base 150 to 2489 and encodes 779 amino acids. Gene Ontology annotation, cellular component: TOC-TIC supercomplex I. Lineage: Eukaryota; Viridiplantae; Streptophyta; Magnoliopsida; Nymphaeales; Nymphaeaceae. Gene Ontology annotation, biological process: protein import into chloroplast stroma. The record is from RefSeq and is a predicted model, not a curated record. The transcript has 14 exons.